This is a messenger RNA of Zingiber officinale, 684 nucleotides long. Its product is annotated as receptor-like protein 31. The record is from RefSeq and is a predicted model, not a curated record. Gene Ontology annotation, molecular function: protein binding. The transcript has 7 exons. The coding region runs from base 1 to 684 and encodes 227 amino acids. Lineage: Eukaryota; Viridiplantae; Streptophyta; Magnoliopsida; Zingiberales; Zingiberaceae.
AUGCUGCGGUAUCAAGCGUUUCGCCAAGGUGCUCACCUCCGCCUCGCCGUUUUCCGACCUCCACCACGCAAUCCAGUCCGCCCGCGGGAUCUAGUUCAACAAGUGAUCGAUUAUCGCUUUGUGCUGUUUGCUUUUGGGACGAUGAUGAGUUCCUCCUCUGGGCCUGGCGUUAGCUGCCGUUACUCCUUCAAGAUACUCCUGAUCAGCGACACUGGCGUCGAAUCUAAAAAGGAAAGAAGUAAACAAAAACUUGGUCUCUCUUUGUUGCAGUCAUGGCUUGUUCAAAAUUCUUGCUUCUGUUGUUUAUGUGGCUGCUUGAUCAGCAACUUGUCUCCUGUAGCACGGAUCCAUAGGAUGUCUAUGCUCUCAGAUCUCUUUCUGGUGAAUGGAAAAAUGGACCUUCGAGUUGGAGGCACUCAGAUGAUCCGUGUGAAUUUCAAUUCAUCUAUUUUCUCUUUCGGGAAGCUAUUCAACAUGGGCAGUAUGGGUGCACUAAGCAAUGCUAUAGGAGAUCUUACUAAAUUGCAGCUCAUAGACUUUUCCAAUAAUAAAUAUCUCAACGGCCAACUUCCGCCUAGUAUUGGAAAUUUGAAGAAGCUCCAGACUCUGAUACUGAUUGGUUGCAAGUUCAGUGGUACUAUUCCUGUUGAACUAGGCAAUCUAUCCCAGCUCCAGACCUUGUAA